GUUUUAGGUUACACUCCGGAUUUUGUCUCCACUGCCAUGGCUCCCUAUAUAAACGAUAUUCACAGGAAAGGUGUUCGUGUUGUCAGUAAUGCUGGUGGAAUUAAUCCACUUGCUUGUGCAGCUGCCCUUCAGGAGGUGGCAAAGAAAGCAGAUGUUGAUUUGAAAAUAGCUGUUGUUGCUGGAGAUGAUCUGAUGAGUGAGAAAGAGAACUUAAAAGGAGCUGGUAUCACCGAUGUAGAGAGUGGCAAAGAAUUUCCAGAGAAUAUUCACAGCAUGAAUGUGUAUCUUGGAGCCAGACCAAUAAGCAGAGCUCUAGACCUUGGAGCUGAUAUUGUUGUGACAGGCAGAUGUGUCGACAGCGGGAUUGUAUUGGGACCACUCAUUCACUCUUUUGGCUGGAAUAGGGAUGACUAUGACUUGCUAGCUGCAGGAAGCCUUGCAGGUCAUCUCAUUGAAUGUGGUGCUCAGUGUACAGGUGGAAUAUUCACUGAUUGGCACACAGUACCAGACUGGCACAACAUAGGCUUUCCCAUUGUAGAAUGUUCCUCUGAAGGAGACUUCAUUCUUUCCAAACCACCAGACACUGGGGGACUCAUUUCUUUUGGCACUGUAGCUGAGCAGCUGGUGUAUGAGUUGGGCAAUCCUCGGCGCUAUCUUUUACCAGAUGUUACAUGUGACUUUUCCCAGGUUUCCAUCACUGAAAUUCCAGGUUUUGAUGGUGGAGCAGUGAAAGUUUGUGGAGCAAAAGGAUUGCCUCCUUCAACAUUUUAUAAGGUCAAUGCCACUUAUCUUGAUGGCUUCAGAGCUACUGCUGUGUGUCCAGUGGGAGGCCCAAAGGCAGUUCAAAAAGCAAAACGCACUGCAGAAGCUAUUCUGCAAAGGACUCGUCUUAUUUUCAGUCAGCUUGGGUAUGAAGAUUACAGUGCAGUUAACAUACAGGUUUUAGGGUCUGAAGAUACAUAUGGACCUCAUGCUAGAAGGAGUAUAGAAGGUCAGGGACCUCGGGAAGCUGUUAUUUGGCUUGCUGUACACCAUAAACAAAGAGAAGCUGUAGAAAUCUUCUCCAAAGAGAUUGCACCAGCUGGAACUGGCAUGGCCCCUGGCCUCACUGCAAUUGUUGGAGGGCGCCCCAGAGUGUCUCCAGUUUUGAAGCCAUUUUUCUUCUAUUAUCCCAAAAGCAAUGUUCAGAUCAACCUAUUUUUAAAUGGGCAGCAUGUUGAGAUAUUUGAGGAGGAUCUCACGUUUACAUCAGAUGAGGUGGUUUCAUUUGAUCCACCUAAGAUUAGCAGUGAAUUGAAAGAUCUGCCAAGUGGUCCACACACUUACCGCUUAGAAGAUCUUGCCUAUACUAGAAGUGGAGAUAAAGGCAAUUCUGCAAACAUAGGUGUGAUAGCACGGCAUCCCCUCUACUAUCCAUACUUAAAGAAAACUUUAACUGCUCAGGCCCUGCAGAAUUACUUUCAACACCUUUUAGAGCAUGAGAAACCAGAAGAAGAGCUAGUAACAAGAUAUGAGUUACCAGGAAUCCAUGGAUUAAAUUUUGUUCUGAAGAAUUCUCUUGGUGGUGGUGGUAUAGCAUCCCUAAGAAGUGACCCUCAGGGUAAAGCACUUGGACAAAUGCUGUUGGAUUUCCAGAUUAAAAAUGUUCCUGAUUUAAAAUCACUGAUAGAAUAACAAGUGUUUAAUAUAUAUGCUUUUAACACUAAGUGGUAUAAAAGCAUAUUAUGAACAAGAACUGGCUUCUUGAAUGAGAAUUUUUUUUAAGGUUAAAAAGUAGAAAUUUGACAGUUAUUUCUCACAGGUUUAGCUAUAUGGCACAGAUUGGCAAAUGUUUUGAGUAAUACCAGACUAAUAGCUUUGUCUGUGUCUGAUAACAUUUCCUGUCUAGAUAAUACAGUGGAUGAAGAAUCAGUUUAUUUCCUGAAAAAUAGAAUUAAUCAAAUUGCAACAUAACAUUUAAUUACAAGGCAAGAUAAUCUUUACUUCAAGAUGGAAAUUACCUCCUGUUCCGUCCAUCUCUCUUUUCCUUCUCUCGUCCUUUAUUUGGAAACCACUGGGACUGCUGUCCUGUCAGCUGUGUGUGUGUCCUGUGCAGUGAGUGAGGCUGGGUAGCCUGCUCUGCACGGCUGGGAAGGCAGCACUGUCUGGUACUGGGGAACAGUUCUCCCUGCUGGGCAAUAAAGAAAAGUAAUAAUUGGUACUGUUAUACAGUGACUGGUCAUAAAUGCUGACCUUUGGUGGUGAUCCACCAAACUUCCAGCACUUUGUCUGGUUAAUGACAGACUUUUUUAUUGCAUUUUCCAAUAUCUUUUACUAAUUAAUCCUUCAGUUGAAAGCACUGAGUAGUAGUAAAUUGCAGAUCUUAAUUUGGUAAUAAAUUUGAAGAUGAGGAAAGGAGAGUCUGCCUGCUCACUCCUUCUUGUGGUGGUGUAAUCCUGGCAGGGGUGAAGCAGGGCUGGGUGGUUUUGUUCCAGGGCUAUUAAAUCCUUGAUUUGUGCAGCAGAGUAAUGCCUGGAUUAAGUUUAUUUGACUGUCAUUUGCAUUGCCCUUCCCACAAAAAGGUGUCUUCUGCUGUGAAGAAAAACUAUGUUAAAUGCAUUUAACAUAGUUAAAUGUAUGUACUCUGUCUUUAUUCUGACUCCCAGUUAUCACCUCUCCAUCUCCCUUCCUGCACAAUAUGAUUAGCAUGUUCAAAUUGGGAUACUUCUGAAAUUCUUCAUCUCAUUAAGAAAAGAUUUAAAAAUCUGUAUCAAAUUUCCUGGGACAAUAGCACGGUGGAAAUUCUGAUAAAUGUAUUUUCUCUGCAGAAGCUGUAAAAAUACUACUCCAUGUGUUCAGGCAUUUUAUAUUCAGAAAUUAAUCUGUUUAUUUUGAGGAGAUUGUAUUAAUUGCUUAGUGCUGACAAAAUGAGACAUUACUAAUAGCAGAAAAAACUAUGGAAAUAAGUACUUUUUUAAUUGUCACCUAACCUGUCUGUUAGUUCCUAAAUUUCCAGUGCUGUAUAUCACUGUUAAUAAUUUCCUAGCCUCUUGCUUGCUAAUGAGGACUAUGCAGUGAAUUGUUCCCACGUUUUCUGUGGUUUUGUUCAUUUGAAUUGAAAGCAUCAUAAAUGAAUGCUUUAUCCAUCUAAACAAUUAUUGCCUGAGCUAGUCAUAGGUACCGUCCAUGUGUAGAACAUGAUUGUCAGGUUGUAAAAAAUAAGUCAUUACUUCAUUGCAGAAAAAAGGCCAAGUUAAUAACUUCAAAGGGAAAAUGGCAUGCAGGUUUUAUGAUGUUUACAGUCAUUGUUUGUUAGAAAACUCUCCUUAAUAAUUUGGAAGCAUACUGAGAGAAGUAAAAAAGAAAAAGUGAUAGACCUCAGUAGCAAACCUAGAAGGAUAAAAAGGCUACGGUAAAUUUUUGCAGUUCACUCAAUAUGCUGCUUAAGUGACUCUGGAAAUGUGUAUGCAGUAAGUUUCUGAAUAAAAGUCAACAUUAAUAAAGUAUAAAUUUGUUUUACUUGUUUAUGUGGUUUCUUCUUCUGGAAGAGAGUGAUACUUAGUUUAGAAAUUCUUUGUUUGGAGUUGUUUCACUUGCCUGCAAUUUCAUGCAUUGUCUUGCUGGUUCCCUUCUUGGUUCAGAUUUUUUCUGUUCUGUCCCUAAUCUUUGUUAAAUAUAAAAACCAAAAAAGUAAAUAAUACCAUUUACUGGAGAGCUGAUCACUUACAGCUCUGUAAUGGAAGCUGUAAUUUGCUGAAAGGAAUGGUAGUGUUCAAAUGGAUUGGAUAUUGGAAUACAAAGGUGUUAUUUUUUUAUCUCUGGAGUAGCCCUUUUGGAUGUUAUUAAACUAUUCUUCACAAACA
This is a messenger RNA of Zonotrichia albicollis (white-throated sparrow), 3842 nucleotides long. The record is from RefSeq and is a predicted model, not a curated record. Lineage: Eukaryota; Metazoa; Chordata; Aves; Passeriformes; Passerellidae.